AUGAAUUAAGACCAUCUUUAAUUUGAUUUCUAGUUGAAAGCCUUAUUUAUGUUUAAUCCUUUAGCCGUUCCUACAGUUCCAAAACCAUCUGAAUAAGUAAUCUGAUUAAAAAUAAAUCAAGGAUCAAUAAGAUGCAAAAUUAAUUUACUAUUUCCCUUAGAAUGCUAAUAUAGAAGAAAAAAGAAUAUAGACAGGUAUGGCUGAAGGAAUAUUUAUCUUUUUCAAAUAGUUUAAUCCAAAUGAAUAGAUGAUGCAAAAGUAAUGGUAAUAAGAUGAUAAAGAGAAUGAAUUAAAGUUUUAGACAAUUCAUUUGGAAUCAUAAACACAUAUCAUAUGUUAAAUUAGAGAAGAUCUCUUUCUUUUUAUGACAAUAGCUCAUUAAAAAAUACCUAAAGUUAAAGUUAUAGUGGAAGAUUACUUUUUUAGCGAAUGCAAUAAAUUUCAUUAUAGUUUAUCAAAAAACUUAUAUACAAAUGUUGCUGAGAAUUUUAUAAAUAAUUUUUCUUUGUUUUAUGGAUUUGAUAUUUCAUAAUUAGAUUAGUAUACAUGGAGAUGGAUUUAAUGUAAUGCAAGGACAAGUUCUUAAUUAAAUUUAUUUUAUUUUUAAACUUAAUCCUUUAAAUAUGCCUUUGAUGCAAGUAUAUUUUUAUUACUUCAAUUUCUAUUAUCAAUGAUAAGAUAAAUUGAAUCAUAAAUAACUGAUUUUUUAGUAUUUUAUAAUGGAUAUUUUGUAUAUUCAACUUUACCUCAUAAGAUGGCAUUAUUAAUAAAAGAACAUUAUUAUGGUAAUGGAUUAUCUUGGUCAACAACAGAAUAAAAAGUUGCUUAAAAAUAAUUUUUAUCAUAUGAAUAAUCUUAAUUGGCAUAUCUAAAUUUUAAUAAUCUUAAAAAUUUACCUAAAGAUUCAUCUUUUAGUCCAUAAAUAAUAUAUUUAAAUUAAUAGAAAAAAUAUUUUUUUACAUUUUUAGAAAAAUAAUUUUUUGUUAUAUUAAUUUCUGAUAUAACAAAAGAUCUAUCAAAUAUGACAACAGUUACAACAGCAUUAUUAAAAAAUGUUGAUAAAAUAUCAAGUAAAUUAGAAUCUUAUAUUGAAACAAACUAAAAAUAAGAUAGUAUUAGAUAUAUAUAUUUUAAUGGUAUAAAUUUGGCAUCAAAAAUUUCAAGUUAAUUAAAUAUAUAAAAAUUAUCUUAAGAAAAUUUAAGAAUUUUGUAAUAAGUUUAUGAAAAAUUAAAUCAUUGUAAUCAAUAUGUAAUUAGAAAGUAUUAUUUAAAUUGUUUAACAAUAGUGCUGGUAUGUGGUUUUUUGGUAUAAAAGUAGUAGAUAAAAGAGUUAUAUAUUUGCAAUCUGCAACAAUAAGUUUAAGUAAAAUAGAAGAAGAAAUCAAUAAAUUUGUAGAAUAACUCUUUCCUAAUUUCCUAUUGUGA
Molecule: messenger RNA, 1425 nt
Organism: Paramecium pentaurelia
Lineage: Eukaryota; Ciliophora; Oligohymenophorea; Peniculida; Parameciidae
Source: the annotation of a GenBank genome assembly